UUAUACUCUAUACAUAUCAUUUCAUACCUAGAAAUUAUUUUACAUAAAAUUAAUAACAUGAUUGUGAUUGUGCAACAUAGCUAAAAAGUUUUUUUUAAUAGAUUCAGAUAAGAUAACAUAAAGGUAUCCAAUUUACAAAACUGUUAUAAUACAGAAGAGCAAAAAGAGCAAAAUUUGAUUCUUUCCUCGUAUUUUCGCUAAUACGUCUCUAUCCAGCCCUUGUUUCCGCGUGAAAGAACAACGACGACCAAAGCACUGAAGAAUCUUUCCUUCUUCUAAUUCUUCUUUUGUUGUGUCAAAUCUGAUCUGUUCAAUUGCUAGGGUUGUUUAAAUUUUCAGCUAUGGCUUCCAAACGUAUACUGAAGGAACUCAAGGACCUCCAGAAAGAUCCUCCUACCUCUUGCAGUGCAGGUCCCGUCGGAGAGGACAUGUUUCACUGGCAAGCUACGAUAAUGGGCCCUCCAGAUAGUCCUUAUGCUGGGGGUGUAUUUUUAGUCACUAUUCAUUUUCCUCCUGAUUAUCCUUUCAAACCUCCUAAGGUUGCUUUUAGGACAAAAGUUUUCCAUCCAAAUAUUAAUAGCAAUGGCAGUAUAUGCUUGGACAUAUUGAAGGAGCAAUGGAGCCCCGCCUUGACUAUUUCCAAGGUUCUGCUUUCAAUCUGCUCACUCUUGACGGAUCCAAACCCCGAUGACCCUCUGGUUCCUGAGAUUGCUCAUAUGUACAAGACAGACAGGGCAAAAUACGAGACAACUGCCCGGAGUUGGACCCAGAAGUAUGCCAUGGGUUAAAACAUUUCCUGCGAAUGCUUGAAUUUAUGUAAAAAGAAUGAAUGUGUCUGUCCUCUACCUUCCAUCAACUCAAGUGUAGAAUAGCAUUAAACCAUGCGUCUGGAGGAAACACUAUGCAAUAUACCAAUAUUUGAAGAAAUCUGAGAAGUGUUUAUUUAUCUGCUUUAGGAUUUGUAACAUUUGGUUUCGCCAAUGUACUUCAUGUAAAAUGUUACCUACUUGAUUUCCUUAUCAGUAUCAUGAUUUGAAUUGAAGCCUGGAAACAUAUUACGAACUGCA
This is a messenger RNA of Capsicum annuum, 1067 nucleotides long. RefSeq names its product ubiquitin-conjugating enzyme E2-17 kDa. The coding region runs from base 342 to 788 and encodes 148 amino acids. The record is from RefSeq and is a predicted model, not a curated record. Gene Ontology annotation, cellular component: nucleus. Gene Ontology annotation, biological process: protein polyubiquitination. Gene Ontology annotation, molecular function: ubiquitin conjugating enzyme activity. NCBI's taxonomy places the organism in Eukaryota, Viridiplantae, Streptophyta, Magnoliopsida, Solanales, Solanaceae. The transcript has 5 exons.